AUGGAGGUGCACGAUGGAUCAGCAGUGAUGGUGGUAGGGCAGGUGGCAGUGCUGCUGGAGGAGCUGCUGGAACUUGGUAGGGAAUUAACGCUGGCACUGCUAGCAGUAGAUGAGGAGCUGAUUGCUGGCGCGCUGGAACUUGAUAGGGAAUUAACGCUGGCACUGCUAGCAGUAGAUGAGGAGCUGAUUGCUGGCGCGCUGGAACUUGGUAGGGAAUUAACGCUCGCGCUGCUUGACGAAGAGCUAGAAAAGGUUCCGCGUGGUAUUGUGGAAACGCUGCUGCUGGUAAUGCUUGAGGUUGCGGAUGUCGUCGAGGCAAUGGGAUUAGAACUAGUGACAGUAUUUGAAUUGGCGUUUGAUGUACUACUAAGAGAUACCUGGGGUGUUGAGAUGCUCGAUAUCGUCAUCGGUGUGGUCAUGGAGACUGUGACGAAGGCCUAUAAGUAG
Letharia lupina is the source of this 447-nucleotide messenger RNA. RefSeq lists its product as uncharacterized. The transcript has a single exon. The record is from RefSeq and is a predicted model, not a curated record. Lineage: Eukaryota; Fungi; Ascomycota; Lecanoromycetes; Lecanorales; Parmeliaceae. The coding region runs from base 1 to 447 and encodes 148 amino acids.